UCGCAGGCAGACAGAUAAAGCUGAGCCCAUUUUGUAAAAGCAGCUGAUAGCAGCCUUGUUAUUGUGAUUUUUCAACUUCUCUGCUGCUGUUAAUUUGUGUAUUAUAAGGUUGGAAAUAUGUGUUCACUCGAACAUUGUGGCAUCAGGUGUCAGGGAUAAACCUUUCUGGUGGUGACUUUUGAAUUUCAUGAGUUGAUAUGAUCUGCCAUUUCUCUCAUAUGUGAGAAAUGCCGGCGGCUCCUUAUGGAUGUAGUAACGAUACCUCGCUCCCCAUGUGCUAUGAGGAGUCAUCAGGUCCACUUGCUGAAAUCAUCAUCCCAUGUCUGUUGGCUCUGAGCACAGUUUUAGUGGUGGCUCUGAUUUUCUACAGUCUCCACAGAAACAAGCAAAGAGGACAGAGCACCUCAGCUCAUGUUCCAAAUGGCCAGCAGAGUGUAUCCCUGACUGCAGCUUCUGUAAGCACUCCAAAGGUCCAGGCUGCUUUGUAUCCCUGGGAAAUCCCUGAAGAGUGUGUUCUUGAGGGGCUAGAGUUUUGGCAGACAGGUCGCCAUGGCCCAGUUUGUAAAGGUCUGCUGAAGAAGAGAGACGGAGCCUCCUCUGCUGUGGUGGUUAAGUCCCUCCGAGAUGGCCCCAACCAGCCUGAAGCGAAGGAGUUUGUGGAGUGGGUCCUCUUCCAUGCCACAGUGUGUAAACAUGAGAAUGUGGUGCGGAUGUUGUACUGUCAGACCAAGCGUCUGCCCAUGUAUCUGGUCUUAGAUGCCUACAACCCAGGGAACCUCCUUCACUUCCUCUGGACACUUAGAAAUGUAACGAAUUCAAACACAGCGGAUCCAUUGCUGAACUUCUCUGAGAGGUCAGUGUUUGUGGUGGCAAAGCAGGUUGCAGCUGGCCUGGAUUACCUUAUGUCAGAGCACAGGCUGGUGCAUGGUGAUGUUGCUGCCAGGAACAUCUUAAUUGGCCCAGGCCUCUCAGCCCGGGUGUCUGGGCUGGGCGUGGCAUUUGAAGGACACAGAAUGGAUUCAGCAACUAGGCAGAGGGCCGCAGAGGUGCCUCUCAAAUGGCAGGCUCCAGAGAGGAUUAUGAUGCAGCUCAGUAUCGACAGGAGCGACGUGUGGUCAUUUGGAAUCUUACUGUAUGAACUGAUUACCUUAGGCUCUCCUCCAUACCCUGAGCUGGAGCCUCCGUCUGUGCUUCCAAAGCUACAGGGGUCUUAUCGAAUGAAGAGACCGGAGAAUUGUGGAGGGCCUUUGUAUGAUCUGAUGAAGUACUGUUGGAUGUGGAGUUUCAAAGACCGACCUGCAUUCUCGGCCAUCAUAAAGCUGUUGGAGCCCUCACUGCAUCUAGCGGCUACUAAAGCCAUUUGUGUUCCUGAGGUCAUAGACAUAUUUGAGUAUAACAGAAAGGCAGGACUGCUCUCAUAGGCUCACGUGCUACUAACACUCAGUAACAGGAAAUGAUCAACAUAUAAAGUGCCAAUGUCUAAUAUUUAAUUGGUAACUCUCAUACAAGUGAAAAAUAAAUAUGUACCUUAACAGUUUUACAGUCAAACAUUGACAAUAUGAAUUAAGGACACUGAAAGCAAGUCAUUUUACUAUUACCUCUUUAUUGUCAAAAAUGUACAGACUCAGAAGCAAAGAUCAUAUUAUUCAUUAAGAUCUUUCUUCUUUUUUAUCAUUGGGCAAAACACAGUUGUUGUAUCUAUAAUGCUCUUGGCAUGCAUACAUUACUGUGACUUUACAAUUUGAAAACCAAAACACCCACACCGGAAAGCUGAAUGCAUUACUGAAUGUGCUAGAUUUGCGUUCAGUCUGUGUAUGCACUUUACACUGUCGAUUUUCUUCACAACAUUGGUUGUAAUAAACCAUGUCAAGAACCACAGUGGGUCUGAAUCACUAUCAGAACCAGAAGACAUGACCAUUUGUAUUCAUUUUCUUGAUUUAUGAAAUUCUGGUCAGUUUUCCCUCAGAAAGCUCUGUCGGGGAGACUCAUUUAGAUAACUCAUAAAUUGCUCUGACACCUCUGAUUACAAGCUCAAAGGACAGAAGUUUUCAGAAGGCAUAGAGCAAGUCCAAAUUUAAAUAUGGGUCGUCAGUAACCUUUAGGGCUGAGAACAGAUAGAGCCUGUUACUCUGUGCUAUUUGCUUCAUCAUAUUCUGAACAAAGUCUUAUAAAACUAUAAUCUCCCCAUUUGUCACUUCCUAUGCAGAGAGGCACAAAUACACAUUGUGAAACACGAUGAGCGAUGCCGGAAAGGUGACCUUAAAAAAGGACUGGUCUACAAAACUGUGAUGUCCCUCAGACUGAAUACUGGCCAAGUUAAAGAGUAA
Molecule: messenger RNA, 2327 nt
Organism: Siniperca chuatsi (mandarin fish)
Lineage: Eukaryota; Metazoa; Chordata; Actinopteri; Centrarchiformes; Sinipercidae
Product: tyrosine-protein kinase STYK1
Exons: 10
Coding region: 228-1421 (397 amino acids)
Biological process (GO): multicellular organism development; protein phosphorylation; positive regulation of kinase activity
Cellular component (GO): signaling receptor complex
Molecular function (GO): ATP binding; transmembrane receptor protein tyrosine kinase activity
Source: RefSeq, a predicted model, not a curated record